CUCUCUCUCUCUCUCUCGUUCCUCACCACUGUCCUUGACAGAAGCUGGUGGGUUAAACAAAGCACCAUACUCUGCUGGAUUGAAGACCUUUCACCAAAAAUCAAGGAACUAACACACUCAGACACAGAGGAGAAUGGCGUUUCUCAUUAAGAGCAUGGUGGGGAACCCGCUGAAAGGGAUGGGACUCGGAGGAGGAGAGGAGAAAUCUGAGGCAGAGACUCCGAAGGACCCGGCGGCGGCGGCUGGGAUGACCAGAGAGGAAUAUGAGGAGUAUCAGAAACAACUGGUGGAGGAGAAGAUGGAGAGAGACGCUGAUUUCCUGCACAGGAAGGCAGAGAGGGCGACUCUCAGGGUUUGUCUUCGCGAUAAAUACAGACUGCCAAAGAGCGAGCAGGACGAGAACAUGAUCCAGAUGGCCGGAGACGACGUGGAUGUCCCCGAGGAGCUGCUGAAGAUGGUGGAUGAGGAUGCGACGGAGGAGGAGGAGAAGGACUCCAUCCUGGGCCACAUGCAGAACCUGCAGAACAUGGACAUGGAGCAGAUCAAGGAGAAAGCCACGGCCACGUUUAACGAGAUGAAGAGCAAGGCCGAGGAGAAGUGCUGCGUCAUGUAACCGUCCUGACGAGACACGACACGCAGUGACGAGAGAGAGAGAGAGAUGAAAUUCAUGAUUAUUAAAUAACACAAGGAAUUAUUGCAUGUAAAGCACCUGGUUGAAUUUAUGAACUUGAUGAUGAGCAGAUGAGUUGAAUCAGGUGUUUAAUAAAAGAGUUCAUUUAUACUUGAUCUAUUUUUUUUAAAUUGCACUUAAAACUAUUAUUAGUAUUCAUUACUAGUCACUUCACUACUUUAUUCAAUAUUUUCACCAUGGCUGUGUGUGAUUAUGUGUUAGUGUAACUUCUUCUGUGUGUGUUUAUGAGAGAGUAUGAAUGCUUAUAAUGUGUCAUAAGGUUUGCUUUAUUGAAAAUAAUCAAAGGUUAUAUCUCUGUUUUUGUUUUUUUUAUUGUAACUACACGCUAAUUAAACUGGAUGCUACUGUUCUAUAGUCACUGUAUUAAAAAUGUUUGGUUUUAUUUAUGUUUAUAUUCAUACACUCCUGGGCAAAUAUUAAGCUUUUAAUGGUCUUAAUAACAAAUCAUUGGUUAGAAAAUUAGCAAGAAUUAAACAAAUGCUGCAGCUCUCUCGCUGCUCUAUCAGUCCUGGUUCGUUUAUGAGCUUGUUAUCAGACCCUUGAUGAGCUGCAUCAGGUGCAGCACAUAACCAAACAAUGACUAAUCUUUUAAGAAAAAAAAAUCCCAGAAGAUAUUUUUGGAAAGUUUUGUACACCCAGACAUGUGUUAGUCUGAAUUCUAUAUCAAACAUUUUAAUCAUUAUCAUGAUUUUACUUUUGUGUACAAGAAUACUAUAGAAGUGAAUUUCCCUGUUUCUAGCUUUUCCCCAAACGAACAGUUCACUGCAGCAAAAGGAAACCAGCGAAUGGAGGCACAGGAGCUCUCAGGAGUGCUUCAUUCAAUUGUUUCAUUCCUGCUCACUUUCUCACCAAUGAUUUGUUGUUAAGACCGUAAAAAGCGUAAUAUUUGCCAUGCUGAGCUCAGCCCAUUUUUUUUUGUCCAGGAGUAUAUUUAUAUGAAUCACAUUUGCAUUGUAAAAGAAGAUUAUUGUGCUCCGUUUCCUCUUUUUCUAUGUUCUGGUGGUAAAAUAAACGGUUACAGUUUUUGUGUCUCACAUUUUGAGGCUUAUAUGAUACAUGUUAUGGCUGUAGAAAGAAAGAAAGAAAGAAAUAUGACAUAAAUUGUAUAUGUUCAGGGGAAAGAGACCCUUACAGAGUCAUAUGUGAUCACGUAAAAAAAAAAACAAAAAAACUGAUUGAAAGUGCAAUGCAACGUGUUAUUCCUGAUCCUGCACACGUCAGCUCAAGUACACACACGUGACAUCAUGUGAAUAAUAUG
Messenger RNA from Pangasianodon hypophthalmus (striped catfish), 1949 nucleotides. It is a transcript of the gene cplx4a, whose product is annotated as complexin 4a. The transcript is spliced from 3 exons. Gene Ontology annotation, molecular function: syntaxin binding. The record is from RefSeq and is a predicted model, not a curated record. Gene Ontology annotation, cellular component: terminal bouton; SNARE complex. NCBI's taxonomy places the organism in Eukaryota, Metazoa, Chordata, Actinopteri, Siluriformes, Pangasiidae. The coding region runs from base 134 to 613 and encodes 159 amino acids. Gene Ontology annotation, biological process: regulation of neurotransmitter secretion; synaptic vesicle exocytosis; neurotransmitter transport.